UCAGCUGAAGUUGCAAACGUAAAACUGAAAUAUUGAACGUCGUCGCGCUAGCUUGUCGUGGUCCGGUCCUGCUGCGGUUGGAAAACAAAAUUGGUAGCUUUGCGUCAUAGCCUCUGAAAUCUCCAUAAAAACUAUACAAUCAGAGCCGAUCCUGUCUGCCUGCAAAACAUUAGCUGGUGGAAUGCGUACGGUUUGCUGACAGUCUGGGUUCAUUUAAGUACAUGUAUAUGUCACCAAUGGCUCGGAUCCUGGGCUUGUACACACUGCUUCUCAUCCUCACGGUCAGCUUGGCAGCAUGGUUGCUGGCCUACACCUUGGAUCAUUUCACCCUCCCACCACCUUAUGAUGGACCGCCACACCCACUGGGGGACGUGGCUCCUUACCCUGGAGAUAAAUUAGAAAAUCUCUGGUGGUUCAUUCACGUAUCAGAUAUACAUAUAUCACGCUUCAGGGAUCCCCAGAGAACUACAGAUUUCAACAAGUUCUGCAUUGAAAAUGUGGAAGCUAUCAAGCCGGAGCUAGUGCUAGCAACAGGCGAUCUUACCGAUGCCAAAACGCUAGAUAACAUGGGCUCCAAGCAGUACGAGGUAGAAUGGCAAAGUUACAAAAAUGCCCUGGAUCAUGCCCAUGUGACAGAGAAGACUAUCUGGAUAGAUGUCAGAGGAAACCAUGAUGCAUUUGGGGUUCCAAGUGCCAACCACAGGUUGAAUUAUUACAGGAAAUACUCUGUAAUGGGGGAGAGGGGGGAUGGUACCUUCCGUUAUCAACACAAGCUUCCCUUUGGUGUCUACUCCUUCGUGUCUGUGUAUGCUGUGUUAAAUCCAGGGCCGAGAAGGCCAUUCAAUUUCUUCGGAAUACUGUAUGAGCCGGAGUUGCAGAAACUGGAAGAAUUCAGCAAGGAUACAAAGCAUAGCAAUCAUACUGUAUACUUUGGACACUAUCCCACAUCAACCAUUAUAGCACCUCACACCAGACUUUCAAAUGCUCUAAAAAAUGGAAUAGCAUAUCUGUGCGGCCACUUGCACAGCUUUGGUGGUCUGGUGCCCAACAUGAACACCAUACAAAAGAAUGGCCUGUUGGAAUUAGAACUUGAAGAUUGGAAGCAGAACAGAAUGUAUCGAGUCAUGGCAUUUGACCAUGACAUACUAUCAUUCGUGGACGUGAAGUUCGGCACAUGGCCAGUCAUUUUAAUCACCAAUCCCAAGCGAGCCAGGUUCAUGUCGCUUGGCCAUGAACCCUUGAACAAGAUGCGGCACUCAACGCAUAUACGGUUUUUAGUGUUCUCUCCAGCGGACAUCCUGUCUGCCACAGUUGAGGUCGAUGGUAGGCCGUUAGGAGCAGCCAAACAUGUCAAAGGACCACUUUUUGUGAUUCCAUGGGACCCCUCAACAUAUAGCACUGGCUUGCACCUCAUUGAAGUUACUGCAACAGAUGCCGCUGGUCACACUCACAUUGAGGCCUACCGCUUCUCUCUGGAUGGCACUCAACCAGCACAGUGGUUGGUGUCAGCCAUGUUUCUCAUGACUGAUAUACCUUUUGUUUUCUGGCUGAUAACGGUAGGGUCAGUAUUGGUGUUUGUGUUUGCACUCCUCUCACUGCGAUGGAUCGCAAAACGAAAUAAUGUGCAUUAUCGGAUUAGCAUUGUUCGCAGUUUGUGUGGUCUUGUCUGCAGCGAGACCUACUUCUAUUGGCUACUGAUAAUAGGUGUUUAUCCUCUGGUCGGUCCGUGGUUUGUUUGCAUGGUAACAAGUGAGCAUUUUGGCAUGUACACUCUGUAUGGAUUCAUGCUGCGAGGAGAAAUCAUUGGCGAGACAUUCUCUUAUGUCAUCUGUGCCAUGAAUAUGGCUCUCUUCCAGGGCCCCAUCACGUUUUACUUUGCCCUCCAGUUGGACCGCAUGCAGCAGCACUUACCCCAUCAGAGCAGCGGCGCCUACUCAAACUCUGCCAACGGCAAUGCUAAGAAGAAUGGCAGCGCCAUCAGCCCGCCACAGUACCAUAUACGACCCCUGGGGCUGCUAUGGUCCCUGGUAGCCUACCCCUGUCUUCUCUGUGCCCUCCUCUGGAUGACCUGGGAAUGCACAAACCUGUAUUUCUGCUAUGGUGCUAUGGCGCUGGUCCUGAGCCCAAAGUCCGCCUGGACUUUUGCGGUCGUCGUGUGGCUGCUGUACAGGCUGCACUGGAUCGAGCUGCGCCAAACCAGCAAAGCCAAUGGUUGCAAGAGUUGAUCGGAUCAGCUAGAAUGCUUUUCACCCUUUGCUUCUUGGGAUGUUUGUGUCCUGGCUUUGCCCAUUUUGUGGUAGAGCAAGUUUUGGAAACUGUUGAUGUGGGGUGUGCUAGAGAUUGCCCCAACAGCAAACAGCAUUACUGGGAAAGCAGCUUUCAAAAUUCAUCUUUUAUGGUGUAGCUUUCCUGUGUGAGUGAGAUGUCAUUUAUGACAGUCCCAUCACAAGUAGACUAAUCCUGUGACCAGAAUUAGAAGUCGUUACUGCAGAGGUACCACACUUGUGGGCAGGUCACGUGCAUAGUUUGUCCUGCGGACCAGUAAGUUGUCUUGAUAUGCCAAAAUGUGCAUGUUCCUCAAGCAUGAAACGGGCUUGAGUAUGGAGCCACUACAGUAAUGACAUCUUCUUCAAUAAGUCUAUAAUGUACGGUAAAAAAAAUUGUGCUAUGUGCAUGGUGUUAGUUUAUAUUCUGUGUAUUUUUUUCUAACAAAUUUAUAAGUUUAAUGUAUUUCAAAUUCUGUAGUUUAAUUUCUUUUUCAGUUAUUUUGGAAACUGUCAUUGCUAAAGUCCCAUGAAAAUUGGGAAUGAACCUAUUGAUAUUUCAAAAAGGCAAGGUAAUUCGAGAACAAAGCACAGGAGUUUGAACAUGUUUUGCACCUGUGAGGAGGUGCAAUUGAUAUCCGACACGCUAUAUUUGGACAUGCUUUGUUGGAAGACUGACCUAGCUCAUUCUGUGCCAAUAAUGAACUUGUAGAAACCGUAUCUGUCUUCAUUUUUUGCAGUAAAUGGUUUGUCUGAAAGGUUUCUUAGAAUUUUUUUUAUUCAUUUUUUUUUACCUGGAAAUUACCUAUUGCAUGCCUACACGUUAUUUUACAUUAUUUAUAAGGAAUAGAAGUUUUAGUGGACGAAAUGGCAAUUUGCUUUAUUGAACAAAGGAAAAUGUGGCAUUGAACUACUUUUAUUAGCAGUACAUUGUAUGUAUUGAACAUAUAAAAGCAUCUUAAAGUGAUGAAAAUUAAAAAUUCAAAACUGUAACAAUAACUCGGAGAAGAUACGUUUAAGUUUUAAAUUUGCAAGAAAAAUUUGUUUCGGUUUUUCCAAAAAGUAGUUUGUGACAUGCCGUCGUGCUUUGAAUGUUUCCUGCAAUAUUUGUAACUAGGAAUGGAAAUUAAUUCCAUUUGAGAAAUUUUAGGAGAAAAAAACACCUAAUGUGAAAAGGAACAAUGAAUUUCCUUUUUUAUAACAGCAGUAUUGUAUUACUUCACCCGGAAAGAGCCAGGUUUUUAAAAACUUCUUUCUGACCUUCCUUCUCCAGGGAUGGGAGGAGAAAGCCACCCCAAGAACUCAGUCUUGAUGCAGUUUUUUUAAAGAUUGCAGCGGUGUUGGACAAAAUGCACCGAUGAAGACAUAGUCUAUCUCCCUACCCUUCCUCCCUAGUUCUCUUAGGUUCAAGCAGCCCUAAUAAAGCUGUUUUGUCAUUUGGAAGCCUGCCAGGUAUGCAA
Molecule: messenger RNA, 3724 nt
Organism: Acanthaster planci (crown-of-thorns starfish)
Lineage: Eukaryota; Metazoa; Echinodermata; Asteroidea; Valvatida; Acanthasteridae
Product: transmembrane protein 62-like
Molecular function (GO): hydrolase activity
Source: RefSeq, a predicted model, not a curated record